ACCCGAUGGCUGUAUUGAUACACUUAAAGUUGAAUAAAACAAAUUAAUCAGAAACUUGAAAGACGCUUGCCUCUCUGUCAGUAAUGUGUGUACUUAACUUGUUUGUGAACUGUACAUCACUUCUCAAUUUGAUACAGCAACUGAAGGCGUCUGGUGACACUAAUGAAGCAGAGCUUCACAGUGAUGGAACAGAGAGCAGUGCAGUCAUAGCCCUCAGGAACCUGGGUCACCAUAGCAACACAUGGUCAAGCAUUAACAUGAUGCCUGAAACCAGCAGCUUCCAGAUGGAGAUGUCUCAACAGAUUGAGAAGUUCACAAGCGAGAUGGAAACCAUAGUCAUGCAAGAGAAGGGGAGCAGUCCUCAGAGCAUUGCCUGUGGUCCUGUGACACAACUUGACAUGCGGCUGAGGAAAGCAGAGCUCAUUAUUCAGAUCCAGUCCAUGGUGGCAUUCCUUACAAAUAAGCUGCAUGAGCACCAGCUGAUGGAGAAGAUUGACUCUGAACCCUCCAUACAAUAACUGCUUUUUAACCACAUGCAGAGGCCAUUUCUUAUGUUGAUGACUUUGACUUUUGUUUGCUUUCAUAUAGGAUAGUGUUCUUGGCUGUAUGUUAUUCACCAAUUGCUUUUGCUUCCAUAAAGUAAACACAUCCAGUAAUAGGUAUGAUGACUAUCUGUCUCCAAGUUUCAUCCCUGAAAGCACUCUGUGCAUUGUCACUCUCUUUGCAGCUGUUUAUUUGGCUCCCCCUGCAACUUGACAAGGGAAAGAAGAAAUUUGUAAUUAUUCAUAAUAAAUACAUUGUAGAUAUUUUCUGACUUA
Molecule: messenger RNA, 818 nt
Organism: Cryptotermes secundus
Lineage: Eukaryota; Metazoa; Arthropoda; Insecta; Blattodea; Kalotermitidae
Exons: 5
Coding region: 84-518 (144 amino acids)
Source: RefSeq, a predicted model, not a curated record